UUUAGACUCUCUGGGGUUCACAUUUUUUUCUUCUGCCAGUGACAGUACACUUUGGUUUGUAGUGAUGACAUUUUUCUUUUAUCUAUUUAUGGCCAUUCUCUUGCAAUUUGUUACUUCUGUAUGUCGAAGAGAAUAUUUUUUCCUUCCAUCAAAGCAACAGAUGAGCGGUAUCAUGCAAAGUAUUAGACAUACCAAUACGGUAGGGAGAUUCUAGUAUACUACACUUUCAAAAUAAAAGACUCAGAUGUCUGUUUUUGUCUGUUUUUGUUCUUGUAGUUUUUGAUAAGUCGGUGCUGGGGGUGCACAUUACUGUAGUGUUUGAGCCACAUUUGUGUUGCCUCAGUGUACGCUCCAUUGAGCAUACAAUCUGACCUGGAUAUAAAUUGACUCAAGUAAAUGUUCAAGUUCACCUGAGUGUAAGUGUACUCGUGUACCAGACAACUUGACUGACAUGUAAUUUUGGGGUAUAUGUUGACCCAAUAUUAUAAAAUAGGAAUAGAAAUUUCAAAAGGCACAUAUAAUUAGAUUGUUCAAUACUCUUUAAUACUUAUUCCAAUACUCAUUGAUUUUAUGUUUUUCUUUUGUUGUUCCUCCAGCUUCAACCUCACAUGCAGUGGAUGGUCCAGAGACAAGCAGUCAUAACCAGACGCAUUUCACAUGGAGAGCUUCAACUUCACAUGCAGUGGAUGAUCAGGAAACAAGCAGUGAUGAUGAUGACAGACCUCCGAAGAAGCCUCUGCUCAGAUCCAGUGCAAGCCUACCUUCCAGACCUCAGCGUUCCAAGCACAUUCUUCCAUCCGUAUGCAUCAUCUGCCAACGAGACAAAUAGAUCAGCCGGAAGAGGCGCUCUUGUGGCCGUCGGAAGGAGGCUCUGUCAACAUGCACUUCAAUUGAAGCUGCACGAUUGAAGCAAGCGGUCAAACAGCGAAACAAUACAAGUCUGCUGCUUCACAUUGGUGAAUCAGACUGUGUGGCCAUAGAAGUUCGAUACCACAUGACAUGCUAUAGAGAUUACACUAGAUACUUGACUAGAAGCAGUGAACCAGGUACAGAAAAUAAAUAUGAUGUAGCAUUCACUCAGUUCUGUUCAUAUGUCAACCAGAAAAUAAUUGUGAAUAAGGAAAUACUUAGAUUGAAUAAGUUGAAUCAGCAGUUCAUUCAACAGGUAAAAGACACAGAUGGGAUUGACAUCACCUCAUACAAGACAACAUCACUGAAGAGGCGUCUCCAGCUUACAUUCCCUCAGCUGUGCUUCCAUCGUCCAAAAGACAGACGCCAGAGUGAGAUUGUUUUUGUUGAUGAUAUUCCUGUUGAUACCCUAGUCGAAGACAGACAGCUGCUGAAGGAAGCACUUCACAGUCCCUCAACCACAGACACAGACACAACAGACCUUGAUUCUGAAGCAACUACCAGUAGAAAGAAGACUCCAUCUUCAUUUCUUCCAUCAGUUGACCAGCUCACACUGAGCGACCUCUUUAUGUCUGCCCAGGCACUGAAGAAGGAGAUCAAUGAUGUAGAUGCGAAAUUGCCAUGGCCCCCAACAGCACUUCACUUGACAAUAGAUGCUGCACAAUCCUUUGUUCCAGCACUACUCUUCAAUUUUCUUGCAUGGGCUGUAGGUGCACACAGUGACCCCUCGGAGGAUGGCCAGUAUGUCAAGGUGGAAGAUGCUGUUCAGAACCGUAUCUUGACGAUUGCACAGGACAUUGUCUAUCUUGCAUCAAAAGGGAGGGUACAAACUCCGAAACACCUGUCACUGGCAAUGACCCUUCGCCAUCUUUCUGGAUCUUCGCAGUUAAUCGGGUUGAUGAAUGGACUAGGAUACUGUGUUUCUCACUCGGUAGCUUUAGAGCAUGACACGGCACUAGCCAAGUAAGAGAUGAGUCGGGGAGAUGAUGUUCUACCUGCAGGCAUCAAAGGGGGUCACCAUACAAUCUUAGUAUGGGAUAAUAAUGACUUUGGGGAAGAGACAU
Messenger RNA from Patiria miniata (bat star), 1973 nucleotides. RefSeq lists its product as uncharacterized. The record is from RefSeq and is a predicted model, not a curated record. The transcript is spliced from 2 exons. The coding region runs from base 995 to 1876 and encodes 293 amino acids. NCBI's taxonomy places the organism in Eukaryota, Metazoa, Echinodermata, Asteroidea, Valvatida, Asterinidae.